UAACAGUCUUAAACGGUGGCACGUGUGAGACGCACGUGUGAAAAAUGGCCAAGUCGUUGCGAAGUAAGUGGAAAAGGAAAUGCCGAGCGAUUAAGAGGGAACGUUACGCGGCAAAGGAGCUGGACAGGUUGAAAAAGACCCUCGGCACCAACGAAAAAGCACCCAACGACGUGGAAAUGACUAACCUCGAGGAGAUCGCCACAGUUGUAGAUGCAAAGAAGAUAAGAAAAGAUGUCAGGACUAAGCGGAAUGCCGUGACCACUGAUGAAGAUCAAAUGGAAGUGGAAGAAGCUAGAGUGUAUGAUAAGAAAACAUUGCGCGAUCAGUACGGCAAUUAUCCUGUAUGGAUGAGCUAUAGGAAGAUACUUAAGCAUAAAAAAGGCAGGGCUAAAACACAGAAAGCUGAUGCAAAGACCAGCAAAAGGCUCACCAGACGACAGAAAAAAGCAUUAAAGGGGAAGAAAGCGACAAAAGAUUAGGUAAAUUAAGGUAGAUUACAGACUUUAAAGUGAAACAAGUAUACCAUCUAACAUUGGAAGAAAAAAGGGAACCAAGUUCCACAACAACUCUAAAUCAGUUAAACACAACAAAGACAUAAUAUCAAAAUCUUCUCCAUAAAUUGUCAAAUUAGCUUACAUAUUAUUUGUUAACGGUUAAUGUUAAUGUUGUAUCACACAUUAUUUCCUUUGAAACCUGAACGAGUCUAAGAGGAUAUGAUUGAAAACAUGGAAUCCGUGUCAUUUUAUUACGAAGCUGAGAGUAGAAAUAAUAAUCACAUACAAUAUUUAACCGUUCGAGUGCCAAGAAGCGUGAUCGCAUUUUUCUUAUAUCAGACAAUCCGCAACGAGCAUUAUCGCACUUUUUUCUCUUAAUUCGUAUUCUCGUGAUGAUUGCACCUAACAUUCGACAAUUAAAAUACCGCUACAUUACGAGCCUGAAAUAUAACAAACGCUAAGUGAUGGCAGUGAUGUUAUCUCACGUUGGGAAUACUUGCUCGUGUAUCUUAUGGCUAGAAUUACGCCAGCAUCUUGAGACUAAGACGACUUGUAACUCGAAAGUAUCCGGACGGACGUUCCGUGUACGAAUGCACAUGAUAUCUUUUUAUAUGCACAUCUCUAAGAGCGACGUUAAUUAUUAACGGACUUAAGACUCGGAUUCGAAGGCGUCGUUAUUCAUUCGCAACACUCCGACAGUACGAAAAAAUUCAUGGUAAAAAUAAUACUAUUAUUGUCUACUAUUAAUACUUGGAAGAAUAGUGACACACCGACGAUCUACUACCACAGUACAGAGUAGCAAAUAAUAUUUGCUACUACUUGCCGUCACUGU
Messenger RNA from Dinoponera quadriceps, 1326 nucleotides. Its product is annotated as protein LLP homolog. Gene Ontology annotation, cellular component: nucleolus. The coding region runs from base 45 to 479 and encodes 144 amino acids. Gene Ontology annotation, biological process: dendrite extension. Gene Ontology annotation, molecular function: RNA binding. The transcript has 2 exons. NCBI's taxonomy places the organism in Eukaryota, Metazoa, Arthropoda, Insecta, Hymenoptera, Formicidae. The record is from RefSeq and is a predicted model, not a curated record.